Molecule: messenger RNA, 468 nt
Organism: Miscanthus lutarioriparius
Lineage: Eukaryota; Viridiplantae; Streptophyta; Magnoliopsida; Poales; Poaceae
Source: the annotation of a GenBank genome assembly
AUGGAGCCGAAGAAGUCCUCUCCUCAGCACCAGCCCCACGCCAUGGAGCCCAAGAAGUCCUCUCCCCGCGGCGCCGGGGCCGCCGCCGCCGCCGCCACCGAAGCCGAGUCCCCGUUGAGCAGCUUGUUCUACCCCCCGGCGCCCGCGGCAAAUGGGAAAGAUCAGGACUUGUACAGCAUUCUUUACAAAGGACAGAGCGGGAGCGCACAAGCUGGCGUGACAGAUGGUAAACCGUCUCCUUCCAAAAGUCGUACCGCGUACGCAAAGGAUGGUAAACAUUCACCGCCUUAUGAUUCAGUUGAUACGUCAUGUUUUGGAUCAUCUGUGCAUUAUGGUGGUCGAGAAUAUUUCUACGGCAGCUCUACAACCAAGAAAGCAACAGAAUCCUCAACUGAUUACAAAGGGGACAAGAAAGAUCCAGCCGCAGAUUCUCAUGGCGACUGGUGGCAAGGCUCAUUUUAUUACUAA